Messenger RNA from Stylonychia lemnae, 1392 nucleotides. Lineage: Eukaryota; Ciliophora; Spirotrichea; Sporadotrichida; Oxytrichidae. The record is from the annotation of a GenBank genome assembly.
AUGUACUUAGAAAAUUAAAGAUUUAUGAAUUUAGGCCCAGACAUCUCUGAGAAUAAAAAAUAGCUACCUGGCCCAGGAGCAUAUUCACCAGAGAAAAAAACUGUUGAAAAAUCUCCUCCUAAAUGGGUAAUUGGGAAAUCUUAAAGAAAGACUUUUGAUGUUGACAAAACUAAGCCCGGCCCAGGAUAAUAUAAUAUUCCAGAAAAAAUUGUUGAGGGACCAUAAUACAUAAUAGGAAUGAAAACUACUGCCUCUGAAAUGAUGAUUACUUCAAAAGAUGUUCCAGGUCCAGGAAUCUACUCGCCGAAAUCGGAUGCCUUCUCUACUAUAGCUUUUUCGUAAAUUUAUCAACUUUUUUAAUAUAAUAAUUCUAGUAUGGGAUUGAAAGGUAAAGGAAGCAUUACUCAUAGGGAGGGUCCAGGCCCAGGUACCUAUUAAAACAAAACUGUUUUUAGCUAAAUCUCAGGGCCUGCAACCUUUAACAAAUUUAAGAGAGUAGAUCCAGAAAAAGAUAUCACUCUCCCUGGAAGAAACGUCCCAGGACCAGGCUCAUAUUAGGGAAAUUAUAAGGUACUAACAAGAAACGAUCCUCAGCCAGUAUUCGGAUCCUCAAACAGAGAUAAGAACACUUUCUAUGACACUAAAACUAAAUUUAAUCCAGGCCCAGGAACAUAUGAGCUUAAGAAUAUUGUUGGAUCUGAGGGAAAAUCUAUUACUAUGAGCCCAAGAAGACCUGACACAUCGCCUUAAGUAUCUAAGGAUACCCCAGGCCCUGGAACUUAUGAUUAAGCUAAAUUCUAUAUGACUAUGAGACAUAAUGGUACAUGCAGGAUAGGUACCUCGAAAAGAAUCGGAAUCCCUAGCACUGAUAAAACUUUACCCGCUCCUAAUCAAUAUUCUAGUGAUACAUCAUUAAUUUUCAAAAAAGAUCCGAGACCAAUUUUUGGUAGCAGUGAGAGAUAAACCCUGGGGUAAUCAAAAAACAUUCCUGGCCCAGGAACUUAUCAGAUACCCUAGAAAGCCAUUGAGGGAAGAUAAUUCUCUCUUAGUGGAAGAUAUAGAUAGGAUAAGCCCGUUGAUAAUCCAGGUCCUGAUGCCUAUAAUUCUCUUAUAGCUGGUUUAAAUUAUAGAUAGAAAAAGUAGCCAUCAUUUGGUUUCGGGAAUGGACCCAAAACUGCUAGAGAUCUCAGUUCAAGAAGAAUAGUUCCAGGACCAGGCACUUAUGAUCCCAAAGAAAAUAGCAAUCUUGGUAUUACUUUUACUCAAACUCAAAGACUUAAAGUCAAGAUAGACGAAAAUCCAGGCCCUGGUACUUAUAAGGUACCAGUCAAGUUUGCUGAUGUCCCUAAAUAUCUGAUACCCUAACAAAACGAGUCUUUCAAGUUCGUAUGA